GACGUCAGUCGGGUGUUUCGCUGCAAUCAAUUGCAGAAGUCUUUACCGGACUUAGUUUUAUCGACAUUCUUUUCAUCCACUUCAUGCGAAUAUAUAUAUAUGAAUAAUUUUUGAAUUCAUAUUUCAUAUAACGAACAUCGAGUGCCGCAUACAAGAUAAUCAUGCUGCAGCAAUACGUCCUCACCAUUUUUCUGGCGGGACUAGCCAUCGCCGAAGUCCCAUCUUACUUCGACGUUUGCGGUCGUAGGAAUCCAAAUCUGAACGAUUGCGUAUUGAAGAGUGUUGUCAAAAUGAAAGACAAAUUGCGAAACGGUAUUCCGGAAUUGGAUAUACCGUCGAUCGAACCGUUGACACUCGACGAAAUACGUCUCGCCGACGAACCCUCGUUCAAGGCGAUCGCGCAGAACGUCAAGCUCUACGGGUUCCCGGACUUCGAAGUAAAAUCUCUUCGCUGUGAUUUGAAAAACCAAAGAUUCGACAUCGAGGUCUCUUUCAAGAGGAUCAAUCUCAGUGCCGAGUACGACGUUGCGACCAGAGUCGUCGUUCCCAUCGCUGGAAAAGGACCGAUCAACAUCAUCGCAGAGGACGUCGACGCCAAAGUAACCCUGAAGUACCGACUGAUCGAUCACAAGGGAGCCAAAUAUUUGUUCUUCCCGACGAUGGUGACGAAACUGAACAUCAGGGACUACACAUCCCAUUUCGUCUCGCGAGAGGGAUCGGACGGAGCCCUGGCCGAAGGAAUAAACGCCGCUCUGUCUCAAAGCCGACAAGAAAUAUUGGCGACCAUCAUUCCGAAUUUGGAAAAGGUUGUUUCCGAGCGCAUACUUCACAUGACCAACAGAAUUUGCAAGCACUUCGUUUACGACGAGAUACUCCCCGAUCGCGAGUAGGAAGAUUCGAUCGCUUGCUUAUGUAGAGGUAAAACACGUAGAGUGCAGAGCGGAAAUUUCUUCCAACGAAAAGAGUAAGUCGGAAAGAAAAAUUUCAACGAAUCGGAUUUCCUAAUUUCUCGCGUUCGAAUACGGCUGACCGAAGAAAAUUAAUCGUCUCGUCCGGCGAUCGCCGUCGUAAAUUAUUGUAUAGGUAUAUAAAAUAAAAUAAAAUAAAAUAAACUAAAAUAAGAGGAAAAAAAAUGUAAAAGACAAAGAUCUGAUUGUAAGUAUUAUGUAAUAUUUGAAGAUGCACUGUACGUAUGUAUGUAAAUAUAUAUAUAUAUAAAGUUGUAAAUAAUAUAUAUAGGCCUCGCUGAGGUCCAACAUAUAAAUCUUCUGUAAACGA
This is a messenger RNA of Athalia rosae (coleseed sawfly), 1278 nucleotides long. RefSeq lists its product as uncharacterized. The record is from RefSeq and is a predicted model, not a curated record. NCBI's taxonomy places the organism in Eukaryota, Metazoa, Arthropoda, Insecta, Hymenoptera, Athaliidae. The transcript is spliced from 3 exons. Bases 162 to 890 code for a protein of 242 amino acids.